Molecule: messenger RNA, 687 nt
Organism: Sordaria macrospora k-hell
Lineage: Eukaryota; Fungi; Ascomycota; Sordariomycetes; Sordariales; Sordariaceae
Source: RefSeq, a predicted model, not a curated record
AUGCUCUCCAUAUACCCCGUCGAUAUCCGUUUCUUCCCCGCUCCCCCGAAUCUCCCCUUGACGUCCGUAGCCGGAGGACCCAAACUCGGCCUCGACCGUAUCGUCCAGAUCGCCAGUAACGACAUCGCCGCCCGCGUCCAGCACAUUGUCCCUGGCCCAACUCUUUCGUCUCCAACAACUCCCACCAUCGUCACAACAACCUCUACUAUUUCCACCACCACCACCACCACCACCACCACCACCACCACCACCACCUCGGCUCUCAAGCCCCUCACCACCCGACGCCCCCGCCUCGGCCACUCCCCCUUCCUAACCCGCCGACAGGAAGAAGACCCCGACGACGACCGCCUCGACGAAGACGGCUUCCCCAAUUUCGGCGAUGACCUCGCCGAGGAGUGCAUCAGCAAAGAAGUCAACGUCUUCGAGCAGCCGAUCCAGACCGUGCAUCUGCAGGACGUCCGCCCCUUUGCUUUGGGCGAAGUGAACGACAUCCCCGGCGUGUUCGCGGCGUGCGCGAGGCCUUGCAUGAAGAGGGCCGUGGAGCUGAACACCGACUGCGAAGACCCGCUAGAUCUGGAGUGCACGUGCAGACCGGAGGUGAGGGCGGUGAUUGAGGCUGCGAGCGAUGAGUGCUGCUGGCAGAGGCUUGUGGGGGUGGGGUGCCGGAGAUUAUGUAACGGUAUGUGA